Messenger RNA from Leishmania mexicana MHOM/GT/2001/U1103, 3657 nucleotides. RefSeq names its product putative DNA repair and recombination protein,mitochondrial precursor. The transcript has a single exon. Gene Ontology annotation, biological process: DNA repair; telomere maintenance. Bases 1 to 3657 code for a protein of 1218 amino acids. Gene Ontology annotation, molecular function: DNA helicase activity; ATP hydrolysis activity. NCBI's taxonomy places the organism in Eukaryota, Euglenozoa, Kinetoplastea, Trypanosomatida, Trypanosomatidae. The record is from RefSeq and is a predicted model, not a curated record.
AUGACGACGCCGGACGCCGUUGGCGCCGCUGCCGCACGAGAUGUAUCAUCCCCGCGGCGCAGCUCUGUCGCAUCCCCCUUGACGGUAUCGACCACAGAGCACGUGGCGGAGCUCACCGCCCCCGAGAACGGCCAGGAUGCGGAGGAGGUGCACAGCUGCAUAACAUUGUCCUCCACGGCAACUUCCCCAGCAAUGUCUCCUCUGACAGCAACUGCGCCGCGACUUCCACAGCAGCAGCGAGUGCUCCUGUCGUCGUCCAGCAACGACCGCCAAUACACGUCGCCGGCAACGGUACCGCCUACGGAGGAGGCCGCGCAGCUCCUCUCCUAUAGCAGCUCUUUCCCCAGCAUCAUCACGGUGUUCACCCCGCCUGCUAUGACGGGAGAGACCGCCGCCCACGCGCCGCUUUCCAUGAGUCCGGCACCGGCGAAACCGCCCGCCGGGCCCUCGGCCGCGACGGCGACAGCCAUGAUGACGUGCCACGCCAGAGCGUUGAGCGACGCCGAAACGGAAGACGUGAGGCACAAAGCUCGUGCCCAGCCCUACAUGCUGCUCGACUCGGACUGCAGUGGUAGAUCCACCGACCCUUCUACCGGCACUCCGGUGGCGUCAACAGAAAACGAGCACCAGCGCCGCUCAUUCCACGCGACAGAGACACGCGCACCGCCACCGGACAGCACGUCCUGCGACGUUGAGGACGCCGAAGAUGCGGCGCCAGCAGCUCCGUCAGCCACCAUCGCGCCAGCGGCGGCGGAACGGGCCCUAUCGAGUGAGCAGCGCUACGCCUUCCACAUGGCAGUAAAGGAGCACCGGAGCGUGUUUAUCACUGGCGGCGCUGGCACCGGCAAGUCGCACCUGCUGCGCACCAUCGUUCGCGCCUUACCCGCCUCGUGCACCUUCGUCACCGCGACGACAGGCAUUGCCGCUCUCAACCUCAGCGGCUCGACGCUGCACAGCUUCGUCGGCUGCGGCAUCCCCAGUCGAAGUAGUAAGGGCGACAGCCUGCUAAGCAUCGUUCUCAGCAAGCAGCGCUGCGUGCGCAACUGGCGCACUUGCCGCGUACUGGUCAUCGAUGAGGUGUCUAUGCUCGAGCCAAGUUUCUUCGACCUGGUUGACUACAUUGCUCGGCACGUGCGCAACCGCCCGCACGAGCCGUUCGGCGGCAUCCAGCUCAUCCUCUCAGGCGACUUCCUCCAGCUUCCACCGGUAUCGCGCGAACGGCGUGGCAGCAGCCCGCAGUUCUGCUUCGAGACGGAGGCGUGGUGGAGGGUGAACCCGAGGAUAUGCCUGCUCUCAACGCCGUUCCGCCAACGCAACCUGCGCUUCUUUGCCAUCUUGAGCGAGAUGCGCUUCGGCGAGUUGAAGCCGGAGUCCGUCGAGCUGCUCUACUCGAUGGACACGACGGAGCGGGUGCACUUUGUGCGGCGCACAGACGUCGCUACAGGUGUGAAGGUGGAGGACGACCAUGGGCCACCGGAGGUGGUGCGAGUGGGCCUCAAGCGCGAGGCGGACGUGAGCGCCGAGGCUGCAGUACGCAGCGCAGCGGCCUGCAGGACGGAGAUGUCGGCUACGAGUACGCGACAGACACGGCUUGAGCUCGUCAACGGCCUCGGGCGCGCCAUUGAUGCCCCGUUUGAUGGCUACACAAUCCUUCGCUCCACCCGCGCCGAGGUGGACGCGGAAAACGAGAGGUACCACCGCCAGCUCAACACCGAGAUGUUCACGUACCGCGGCUUCCACACGGGCAAGGGCGGCUUUCCGGAUACCACACUGACAAGGAUUGUGCACCUGCGCAAAGGCGGCCGUGUUAUGCUCAUCAAAAACUUCGACCCUCGGCUAGGGCUCGUCAAUGGCAGCACCGGCACGAUCACCGACUUCGUGAGCUUCGCCACAGGCUACCUCUUCAAGACGCAGGGCGUCAGCGCCGACGACGCACGAUCCAUCUGCGUGGGGCGAGGCAAGAUGAUGGACCAAAGGCACACAAUGCUGCCGGUUGUAGCCUUCGACCUGCGCUGCGCUGAUGGCACCGUGACCACACGUGAGCUCGUUGUGGAGCCGCAGGAGUGGAGGGAGAUGCUUGGGUCGCGCGAGGUGUCACGCUCUGUGCAGAUCCCGCUCAUCCUCGCCUACGCCAUCACUAUCCACAAGUCGCAAGGGAUGUCGCUGACGCAGGUGGACAUCGACUUCAAGAAGGUAUUUGAGUCUGGCCAGUCGUACGUGGCGCUGUCGCGGUGCACUGACAUGGAGAGCGUGCGACUGCACGGAUUCGAUGCCCAUCGCGUCAGCGUAAACGCCACUGCUCUCACGUACUACAAGGCACUGGCUCUGCAGCAACAGCGGGUGCGCUGGCGUCGCGCUCAUGUACCGCAGAUGGUGGCGGCCGAGGAGGCCAUGGAGGCGUUCAGCUGCACACCGUAUGGGUACGUGCUUCUCAACGAGGCCAAGACGCUGGCGCGACACGGGAGGGAGGAUCGCACGAGCGGGUUCAGCUCCAGUUUCGAUACGUUCUCCUCCACCUCCACGUCGUCCAGCCGCUCCUCGGCAUCCGACGAGGACUGCCUCAAACCGGAGGACUUCGACGACGAGAACUCGACCGCCAUGAAGGCGGUGCGCAAAGAGCGGCGCGACGGCGGCGGCGAAGGACGCACGCAGAGGAGACGCAAAAUGCACCACCGGCCCCGAGACGGCCCCGCACGGGCGGAUGAUCAGAGCGUGGGACCCGCUCGCGCAUAUGCGCAUGACAGGCUCGGCGGGGAACCGAAUGGCGGUAGCGACGAUGACGACGACAUGAACGAGACGAUGCGGCUAGACAAGCUGCGGCGACGCAUCACGCCGCUACUGGCGACGGCGGCCAUGGUGAAGCGCCUCGUCACUCGUCAAGUGAUGCCGCUACAUCGCGUCCGCAACUCGCGCAUCAUCGUCGACGCGCACGCGCUAUUUCAACUCGUAGCGGGGCCGGAGUCCGCAGCGGCGUUUGAUGUGCUCUUUGGUCAGCAGGACAACAUGAUGCGGGUGCCGUUGUGCGUGCACACGCUCGUCACGGAGGCGGCGGCGUACCGGAGCGACUCCGAGUCCCUCAGCCAGUCGAUGUCACCGCAUCAGCCAGUGGAGGGGCCACACAGCAGUCACGGCGAUGCCUUCGUAGGCUACGACACCCACAGAGGAGACUUAGGUGGGGUGAGGCGCGAACCGUUCGAUGCCCAGCUGCUCGCAGCUUCCCACGCGGCAGCCGAGGCUCUUGCAGUGAUGGAGCGGGCGAAGCAGGACUUCAUUCUCGACGUGCAGCGACCGGAGCAAACGUGCGCGCUGCCGGCGGCGGACCCUGGCUGGCUGCGGUUUACAGUGACGUUGCCGCUGCUCCGCCAUCGACAGGCGAGGGCCCGAACGAAGGGUGGGGCGGGUGUCGAUGCUGCGAGUGACGCGGGCGGUGCGUGCCACGAGGUGGACUUCAUCCUCAACCGCGACCCCCGCGAGAUUCUCCACCACCGCGCCAUCCUCGAGUAUGCCAUGUACUUGCAGGCCUCCUUCGGCGAAGGUGUCGUCAUCUGCACGGACUCUGUCCUACUGGCCGCGUACGCUCUUGCAUGGCGGCUGCGCGUCGCGUCGAUGGACUACUUGUGCGGCGAUAACAGCGGUGCCGAUGGCGUGGCUGCUUGA